Molecule: messenger RNA, 2741 nt
Organism: Meriones unguiculatus (Mongolian gerbil)
Lineage: Eukaryota; Metazoa; Chordata; Mammalia; Rodentia; Muridae
Gene: Wdsub1
Product: WD repeat, sterile alpha motif and U-box domain containing 1
Exons: 11
Coding region: 217-1647 (476 amino acids)
Biological process (GO): protein ubiquitination
Molecular function (GO): ubiquitin-protein transferase activity; protein binding
Source: RefSeq, a predicted model, not a curated record
GCUGCGCUUGCACCCUGGGGACCUGGACUGGCUCCAGGCAGCGCCGGCUGAGCUUGUUUUCCGAGAGCCUGCCGGGGUGUUGGUGCUUAUGUUUUCAGGGCUUUGGGGGACGGGUAGGAUGGGGGCUGCCGAACUUACUUGUAGAGAUUUCCGCAAACUCGAUGAAGACAGGACGUUAUGCAUUUUGCCGCGUGACUUGGCGCGCGCGGGAGGAACAUGGUGAGGCUGGCCCACACCUUGGCGGACCACGGCGACGACGUCAGCUGCUGCGCCUUCUCGGCCUCCCUGCUGGCCACCUGCUCCCUGGACAAGAGCGUCCGGCUGUACGCCCUGAGCGGCUUCGCCGAGCUGCCGCACUCGCCGCUGAAGCAGCACACCUACGCCGUGCACUGCUGCUGCUUCUCGCCGUCGGGGCACCUUCUGGCGUCCUGCUCCACCGACGGGACCACGGUGCUGUGGAACCCGCACAGCGGCCACGCCCUGGCCGUGUGGGAGCAGCCCGGGGGCAGCCCGGUGCGCACCUGCUGCUUCUCCCCGGACUCGGCCUACCUGGCGGCCGGGGCCGCCGACGGCUCCGUGGUUCUGUGGAACGCGCAGUCCUACAAGUUCUACAGGUGUGGUAGUGUCAAGGAUGGCUCCUUGGUGGCCUGUGCGUUUUCUCCCGGCGGGGGCCUCUUGGUGACCGGCUCCUCGGGGGGAGAUCUGACCCUGUGGGAUGAUAGAAUGAGGUGUCUGCACAGCGAGAAGGCCCACGACCUCGGCAUCACCGGCUGCAGCUUCUCCUCGCAGCCGCUUCCUGGUGGAGAACAAGGCCUUCAGUUUUACCGCUUCGCAUCAUGUGGUCAAGACUGUGAAAUCAAGCUCUGGCUUGUUUCUUUCACCCAUGUCUCAGGCUUUGAAUUAAAAUACAAAAGUACGCUAAGUGGGCACUCCGCCCCUGUUCUGGCCUGUGCCUUUUCCCAUGACGGACAGAUGCUUGUGUCGGGGUCAGUGGAUAAGUCCGUCAUCAUAUAUGCUGUCGGCACCCAGACCGUGCUUCACACGCUGACCCAACACACCAGGUAUGUCACAACCUGCGCCUUUGCACCCAACACCCUUCUACUUGCCACUGGUUCAAUGGACAAGACGGUGAACAUUUGGCAGUUUGACCUGGAAGUGCCUUGCCAAGCCGGAAGCGUGACCGAGCCGCUCAGGCGCUUAACCGAAGACUGGUCAGAGGAGGACGUCUCGGCAUGGCUUCGCGCCCAAGGUUUGCAGGACCUCGUCGGCGUCUUCCAGACAAACAACAUCGAUGGAAAAGAGCUGCUGCACCUCACCAAGGAGAGCCUGGCCGGCGACUUGAAGAUCGAAUCUCUAGGUCUGCGCAGCAAAGUGCUGAGGAGUAUUGACGAGCUCAGGACCAAGAUGGAUCCCCUUUCUUCCGGAAUCCCUGAUGAGUUCAUCUGCCCAAUAACUAGGGAACUUAUGAAGGACCCCGUCAUAGCCUCAGAUGGCUAUUCCUAUGAGAGAGAAGCGAUGGAAAACUGGAUCCACAAAAAGAAACGGACAAGCCCCAUGACAAACCUGGUUCUUCCUUCGCUGGUACUGACACCAAAUAGGACUCUGAAGAUGGCCAUCAAUCGAUGGCUAGAGACACACGAGAAAUGAAUGUGCUCACGCAGCAUCGGAUGCACUUUUCAGUGAUGUCCUUCACUUGACUCAAAAUGCCAAGCAGGCAUUACAAAAGCACAACAGAAGAAAAAGUCAGGUGUUAAAUUCAGUUACUUUUUAAAACUGUCAGUUAAGACUUGGGGCGGUGGUGGCACACACCUUCAAUCCCAGCACUUCCGAGGCAGAGGCAGGUGGAUCUCUGAGUUUGAGGCCAGCCUGGUCCAUAGAGCAAGUUCCAGGACAGCCAAGGCCACACAGAGAAACCUGUCUCAAAAAACCCAGAACAAAACUAAAAACAGUCAAUUAUUAUCCUUAAGACACAGAAUUACGCAUCUAAUGUCAUUGCUUUUUCUAUAAAAGUGAAAAUAUUUUUGCACUAGUGAGAAAAUGUAGAGAAUAAAAGUUUACUAUGACUUUAAAUUACAGUGCCUAAAUCUGUUCUUAUUAGGUAUAGGACGCAUCCUAUAGCAUCUAUACCUGAAAUAGAUUUGUACGGAUGUUUCCAUCUUGGAUAACAGCCAUUCAGUAAUUUCCAGCAACUUUUAUAAUAGAAUUUUGACAGUGUAAUUGUAAAUUGUUCAGUAAAUUGAAAAAAAAAAAAUCACUCCAGGCAUGUUGAGUAGCGAUUUUGUUACAUUCUAAGUUUGUAUAGUGUAAGGAUUUUUUUCCUCCAUUAUUCAACCUCAGAGUAAGCUAGGUCAGAUAGUCAAUACUGUGCUGAAAUACGGCAAACCAGCUUCCUUUUGAAACUUGGGAUUCUGAAGCUCUCCCAUGCUGGGACUGCGCCUGCCAGGGCGGCCGGCCUGGCACCUGCUGCGCCACAUGUCCGCAUGGCCCACGCAGGAAGAGACGUUCCCGAGGGCUGUCUGGACUGACCUCAGAUGCCUGGCUGUUCCCCAGCGUGGAGCCAUCUCGGAGGCUUACUGCAGCAAGCCUGCCAGGGCUGGGAGCAGACACUGACUGCGUCCUCAGCCUCUGUCCUCUCAGGCCCUGGAAGUGUCCACAAACAUUAAGAAAUAAGGCCACACUCUGGGAAUCCCAGGUAUGGAUCUGGCCAGUAGUUAAUAAAAGCUCUUAUUUAUUAAACUUUA